Messenger RNA from Hyaloscypha bicolor E, 1935 nucleotides. RefSeq lists its product as uncharacterized. Lineage: Eukaryota; Fungi; Ascomycota; Leotiomycetes; Helotiales; Hyaloscyphaceae. Gene Ontology annotation, biological process: positive regulation of transcription by RNA polymerase II; DNA-templated transcription. The coding region runs from base 1 to 1935 and encodes 644 amino acids. The transcript has 6 exons. The record is from RefSeq and is a predicted model, not a curated record. Gene Ontology annotation, molecular function: sequence-specific DNA binding; zinc ion binding; DNA-binding transcription factor activity, RNA polymerase II-specific.
AUGACCCGCUCAGGCCCAAGUGCCGCUGAUACGCCACUCUUGAGGGUGUCGAGACCCGUUUCUGCCUGUUCCAGAUGUCGAGCUGCGAAAAUAAAGUGUGAUGGCAAGUUGCCAGCUUGUACUGCAUGUGAAAAAUCAGGCCGAGCUGGUGAAUGUUCUAGUGCCAAUGACCAGUUUGCGAAGGGAAAGGAGAGGAGUUAUGUUGCCUCCCUUGAAUCCCGUGUCGAAAAACUCGAGAAAAGACUCGCCUACGCCAGAUCUCGAAAGGCUUCCGUGGCAAUGCAUGACGGGGAAGAGCCCGUGGAAGCUCCCGAUCGCAAAGAUUCCCUUGCGACGAUUCGCGCCGCAAUUCAUGGGAAGGCUGCCAGACGAAGAGAGGCGGCAGACGUCAAUGAGCUUGUGUCCGACUUUGGCUUCCUCUCGGUCAAUGCCACCACUCGUGAUUUUGAGUCCUCUACCACUAACAUGACCUUCGCGCGUCUCAUUCUGGCUGCCGCAAACAAUGAGCCAGUGCCCAAGUCGAAGCCUUUCCAACUCCCUUCGAGACCAGCCGCGAUGGCUCUGGUCCAGUAUUAUCUUGAUAAUGUUUUUGCACUAUUUCCCGUCUUUUCCGAAACUGCUUUAUUCAACGCUCUUGAUGCAGUUUAUCAAGAAAACGGCCGUCCUGUAACGGACUUUGAGCACUGGCUGUUGUAUAUGGUUCUUGCGAUCGGGGCCACUGGCCAAUCUCGAAGCAAUCAAGAUCCAUUUUAUGCUGAUGGCGUCCUCUGGGUCGGUCGUGCUUUGCGUUAUGCUGAUCGAGUUCUCAUGCCGGGCUACGUUUCUCAAAUACAGGCAUUGAUCUUGCUUGUUCAAUACUCGAUGCUGGACCCUGCUCAUUUCGACAGUUGGCAACUGAUUGGCUUUGCUUGUCGCGCUGUGGUGGAUCUUGGAUUUCAUCAAGAUCCUCCGAAGGAGCAGCAGACAGACAAGAAAACGCUUGAACUACGCCGUAGAAUAUUCUAUUGCGUCUAUUCUCUCGACAGGUCUAUUAGCAUGGUUCACGCCAGAUCUUUCUCAUUCACGGACGAUUCGACGAGUGUGGCUUUCCCAUCAGCACCAACUUUGGCUUCCUCUGCAGCAUCAACAAACUUAGUGACUGGGCCUCAUUCUAUUGACACUGCUCUGCUUCUAUUCCAGUUGCGGCAAGCUCAAUCCUCGUGGUACCAGGAACUGUUUCAGUCGAGUCGAGAUCCUCUGCAAAACUCCUCGACGUACAUUUGGCAAAUGUGUCAAGAGAUGCGCGAAUGGUCCGAGUCUUUUCCGGAUAGUUUACCCCUGGCAUUCAAGGAGUUCUUUGAUCUUGAGCUUCUGUAUAGCUAUGUUUACUGCCUUGCACCAUCCUGCAGGGUCCAAGCUGUGACCACGUAUGGGAAGACCUUGAUCUUCGAAUACAGCAUAGCAUAUAUGCAAAAGACAUUCCCUAUCAGCAGAGACCCCAUCAACACCGCCUUUUACACUUAUCACGACGCACUACGGGUAUUCUUCGUUGGCAGCCAGUUUCUUGCAGUUCUUUCCGAGAAUCAAGAUGACCUUCUGAAUGGGAUUGUGCCUUAUACCCCCACCCUCGCUGGUGCCCCACCGCCACCUCCUCUGCCCAGUAAUGCCGGGGUUGAUAAUAUUGAUAGGAGUAUCAAUUGCGUUACUCAUAUCAGAGAGACACUGAAGACGUUUGGUCAUCGUUGGGACGACUCAAAAGCCCUCCUGUCGAGUUUUGAGACUCCAUCCGAAAAUUUGCUUACCUCUUUACGCCAUCGAAAGCGCAGCAUCGAGGAGCUUUCUCGCAACAGCCACAGCCCCCCAAAUCACAUGUCACAGCUAAGCUAUGAUCCAAAUACUAUGAGAUCUGCGUUCGCGAAUCCAGGAGCGUUACAGGGAGGACAUCCGGGAUAUUAG